AUGGACGUAUUUUGUGCCGUGUUUGGGAUGUUCUUUGUAUUUAAUAUCAUCACCCCUGGAUUCUCUGCAUGUCUGCUGGGCUGCUCCUGCACUAAUGAGAACUUGGGAAGGACUUUGCUCUGCAUGGAAAACCCGAUGGCGCACAUCCCAGAGAACAUCCCUGAUGAUUUUACUAAAAUCCGAAUUGAAAACUGCCACCUGACUGAGUUACCACAAGGCUCCUUCUCUCAAGUUCAUGCCUUAGAGUUCCUCUGGCUGAAUUUCAAUGAGAUCACGCUGAUGAACAUCAAAAGCCUGGAGGGCCUCUCCAACCUGACCGAGCUAAGGCUACAAGGCAACAAGCUGACUUCGAUACCAUGGACUGCAUUUCAGAGCUCACCAAGACUCAAAAUUUUGGACCUGAAGAACAAUCAGUUAGAUGUGUUGCCAGAGCACGCAUUGAGAUACUUGCCUGCACUGACCUACUUAGAUUUAUCCUUCAAUAAGCUUAGCAUCACAUCAAAGGAAGUGUUCACCAAUUGGCCUCUUUACCAAAUAGCUGAGAAAGCGUGGGGGAAAGAAGGUCUGGUCUCCAACGUGGUCUUAGCGUUACAUGACAACCCCUGGUCGUGUGACUGCCGCCUUAAAGGUUUUGUUGAAUUCAUUCAUAAGGUGAGCCCUCCUGUCAUCCUCAUGAACUCUUACUUGAAGUGCUCUGGCCCAGGCAACAAAGUGGACAAAUAUUUCCAUGAGAUCCAGCUGAAAACCUGCAUGAAGCCGGUGGCCUCGGCGGCAGAGUCUAACGUUAGUUUGUCUCUGGGAGCAAAUGCAACACUGACGUGCCUAGUCAAAGCCAGGCCACUUUCAAACAUUCAGUGGCUGUAUCCUCUCAAGAUCAUCAGAGGAUUUGCUUCUACUCAGACUCAGAUAGAUGAGGAGACCAUCACAUCCCAGUUGGUGAUCCCGUCCGUGCACCUGGAAGAUCGCGGACUCUACACUUGCAUGGCGAACAACUUCAUUGGCAACUCCUCUGUUUGUAUCUCACUGAACAUUGAUUCCCCCGUUUCUUCAGCUCCUCUUCCUCCACCUGUACCCAUGCUGUCAUCUAAUGACAGUCCCCACAUUGACAUCCGCAUCGCCAAGCAGACUGUCUAUGGCAUCACCUUGGAGUGGCAUGCCGUGACGGACAAUCCAGCAGAAACCUGGUUCACCAUCCACUUUGGUAAGUACGAUUCACCCAAGAAAGAGAUUAUCUUCAUUGGCCCUGGCAUAAACAGUUACUCGGUCAGCGACUUACUUCCCGUCACCAAAUAUGAGGUGUGCGUCACCCUGAAAAACCAUCCCCCCAGAGAGGGCCAGUGCAUCGUCUUUGUGACAGGUAGCGACAUUAGUCAGCUGGAGCAGAGAGAGAGACUCAUCCACAUCAUUGUCAUUGUGUGCGCCAUGGUACUGGCAGUGCCGGCAGGCAUGUACGCAUGCACCACGGAGCGUAGGUUCAGCUGCGUGGACCGCUGUGUGGAUCUGUGGAAGAAGAGGAGGAGGCAUGCUGAGGACGCAGAGGGAUCAGAAAGGCAGAACACCUUUGACAGCCUGCAGGCAGCCAGCAAUGAAGCCCUGUAUAGGGACUCAGAGGGAAAACAAACAAAGAGGCGGAAAUCAGAAGACAGGUGCAGAGGGGGAAGUGCUGCUCAUCUAUACUAG
Messenger RNA from Gambusia affinis (western mosquitofish), 1680 nucleotides. RefSeq names its product leucine-rich repeat, immunoglobulin-like domain and transmembrane domain-containing protein 2. The transcript is spliced from 3 exons. Gene Ontology annotation, molecular function: protein binding. The record is from RefSeq and is a predicted model, not a curated record. NCBI's taxonomy places the organism in Eukaryota, Metazoa, Chordata, Actinopteri, Cyprinodontiformes, Poeciliidae. Bases 1 to 1680 code for a protein of 559 amino acids.